AUGCUGACUACACUUCAGGCAUUGCUAAAUGGUACAAAGAAGAAGUUGGUUAAGGAAGAGGUAAACCUGACCGAGAAAGAUGACAUGACAGUGUCUCCAACAUUGGCACCAAACCUAAAGGAUCCAUGUAAGUGUACCAUCACUUGUACCAUUGGUGGAGUAAAGAUCCCACUCGCUUUAUGUGAUUUAGGGUCUAGUAUCAAUGUCAUUCCAUUGAAUAAGUUUAAAGAAUUGAAACUGGGAGAGAUCAUACCGAGUUAUAUGACUCUCACUUUAGUUGAUUCAUCUGUUACUCAUCCGCUUGAUAUUGUACAAGACGUGUUAGUGCAUGUCGAUGGUUUAGUCUUUCCUAUAUAUUUUAUGGUGAUUGACAUGAGAGGUGAUUCAAGCGGGUCAGUUAUUCUCGGACGCCCAUUCUUGGCAAUCAGGAAAGCUUUAAUAGAUGUGAAAACAAGUGAACUUGUCUUGAAGUUCAACAAGGAAAAAGUGGUGUUUAAUUUGUAUGAAUGGACACCAUAUGUGGAUGAUCUAGAGACAUGCUACCAACUGGAAGAAAAAGGUAGUAAGUUUGACAAAGGAAUAAAAACAAGUGAAUUGACAUGCCUUAGGCAUUGGGCGUUAAGCUAA
This is a messenger RNA of Lathyrus oleraceus (garden pea), 627 nucleotides long. RefSeq lists its product as uncharacterized. The record is from RefSeq and is a predicted model, not a curated record. The transcript has 2 exons. NCBI's taxonomy places the organism in Eukaryota, Viridiplantae, Streptophyta, Magnoliopsida, Fabales, Fabaceae. Bases 1 to 627 code for a protein of 208 amino acids.